Messenger RNA from Aplysia californica (California sea hare), 1603 nucleotides. RefSeq names its product intraflagellar transport protein 52 homolog. The coding region runs from base 56 to 1387 and encodes 443 amino acids. Gene Ontology annotation, cellular component: cilium; centriole; intraciliary transport particle B. The transcript is spliced from 14 exons. Gene Ontology annotation, biological process: cilium assembly; intraciliary transport. The record is from RefSeq and is a predicted model, not a curated record. NCBI's taxonomy places the organism in Eukaryota, Metazoa, Mollusca, Gastropoda, Aplysiida, Aplysiidae.
GCCUCGUUCCUCACUUCCCAUAGUUCCCAAGUAAAUAGUUUCCAACCAAGCCACCAUGGCGCCGACAACUGAGGGAGCUGAUGAAAAAGGAGCUCGGAAUACAAUUUUAUUCAGUGCAACGAAAAGAGAACUAUUUGCCCUCAACAAUGGCCUGAAGACCUUGAACAGAAAGCUGAAGUCAUCAUGGAAACUCGUCUCAAACAAAGAGGACAUUUCUCCAGACAAACUGAACCAGACCCGCAUCUUUGUCAUACCUGGCGCCAGGGAAAAGUUCACAGCAGCUGAGUUUGCCACAAUGAAGGCGUAUUUAGAAUCAGGUGGCAGUAUCAUGGUGCUGUUAGGAGAGGGAGGAGAAUCUCGCUUUGAAACAAAUGUAAAUUUUUUUCUGGAAGAGUUCGGAAUCAUGGUAAAUAACGAUGCUGUGGUCCGAACGUCUUACUACAAAUACUUUCACCCGAAGGAGGCCUUGAUAACAAAUGGUGUAUUGAACAGGGCUAUAAGCCAGGCAGCUGGAAAGACCUCCUUCGGGGUUGGAGACGAAGACAGCAACAAUUCUCAGGCCCUCUCCUUCCUGUAUCCGUACGGAGCCACGCUCAAUGUCGCUAAGCCCGCCUCGGCCGUGCUGUCCACCGGCAGCGUUUGCUUCCCCUUGAACCGCCCUGUGUGUGCUCUCUACUCCUCCAGGCAUCACAAAGGGAAGCUAGCUGUCCUUGGCUCGGUACAUAUGGUCAGUGACCAGUACAUCGACAAAGAGGAGAAUUCUAAGAUUUUGGAUGUCCUCAUCAAUUUCCUGACAACUGACGACAUCAAACUCAACCCAAUCGAUGCUGAAGAUCCCGAGAUCAACGACUACAGCCAGUUGCCAGACGUGGCGCGACUCUCGGAGCAGCUCAAGACCUGUCUACAGGAGAGUGACGACAUUCCAAGGGACAUCACCUCGCUGUUUGACAACUCCAUGUUCAAGCUCGACACGUCGCUGGUGCCCAAGUCUAUCAAAGCCUUUGAAGAGCUGAAAGUGAAGCACGAAGCCUUGACCCUGAUCACCCCCCAGUUUGAGACGCCCCUCCCUCCACUGCAGCCUGCGGUAUUUCCUCCAACCUUCAGAGAGUUGCCUCCCCCAGCGUUAGAACUCUUCGACCUCGAUGAACAGUUUUCUUCAGAGAAAGUCAGGAUUGCCCAGAUCACUAACAAAUGUUCUGACGAUGACCUCGAGUACUACGUGCGCGAGUGUGGCGACAUCCUGGGCGUGACUCACAACUUGCCGCAAGAAAGCCGCACGGCCAAGCACAUCCUGGAGCAUGUGUUCACGCAGAUCGUGGAGUUCAAGAAACUCAAUCAGGAACCCGAGUUUGAAAGAAAUCAGUUUGGUGGGCCGGACAUGGCGUGAUGCACCUCCCGACUCUACUGAGACACAGUCCCGCUGACAGGAAGUAGCCGCUCACUUGGCUCGGCGCAACCACUUCUGGUCUGGCUCCUUGACUCGACCGUUGGAACAAGAUGGGGGGACUGAUUUCACGACUUAAUUCUAGAUGCAGUGCGAAGUGGUGGAGGAUUUUCUGUUUUUGGGGAUUUCCUUUUCUUAUAAUAAAUAAAUGAUAAAACG